CAUACUAGCUUGUUGGGCUGUUGUUCAGGUUGAGACCCCAACAAUAUGAGAAAAUAAUAAAGGAUAAAAAAGUUCAAUUUUUAUCAGCAAAAGUAGUAAAAAUAAUUUUUAAUCAGUAAUCUACAAUUUCGAUUCUCAAAAGAAAAAAAAAAAAAAAACGAGUCCCCUACAAAAAGAGGAAAUCUAAUAGAGAUAGAAAUCCAAUCAGCUAUAUCAAAUCGCGCGGGAAUUAUUCUCUCUCCAUCUCUAUCUCUCUCUCUCACUUCAGUGUACUCCCGCUAAAAACAACCCCAAAUUAGAUCGAAAAGCCCUAAUUUCCGAGAAACCCUAACUCAUCCAAUUCGCAUGGAAAAUCCAGCUGAUCAACCUGAUAAACCGCCGGAAGUGAAUGCCGGCGAUCUACAUUCACCAGAUCAGAAAGUUAUUCGUCGCCGAUUUGUACAGACGACGCUAUUUCCUCUUAAACCUCACGCUACCGAAGUCGAAAAUUGCGCUCAAAAAGAAGUUAAAAAAGCGGAACAAAUUGACGAUGAUGAGGACGAAUUUUGCGGGAGUCAAGGAGGAAAGAAAAAAAGAGGAAGAAAACCAAAAGUAAAUACUACGCCUCAGAAACGAAAGUCUAAGAAGCUAAAUGAUACUAAAGUUGAUAAUUGUAUUCAAAAAGUUGAGGAAAUUGGUGAGGGUGAUGAUGGUGAUGUGGAGGAGGUUUGUGGGAGUCAAGGAGGGAAGAGUAAAAGAGGGAGGAAAGUAAAGGGGAAUUCUACGCCUCGAAAACGCGGGCCGAAGAAGGCUGCUGUCAACGGAAAAGAUGCUUGUGUAGCAAUCGAUGACACUGAAUCUCCAUGUGAUGGAAGCCCUCAACAGCUGAAAGCGAAGCAACGUGUUUCAACAAGAAAUGGAAGGACUAAUGGUGAUAAGGCAGUAUCCAUGUCAAAAAUUUCAACUCAUCCAGUAGCUACCCAGCAAUCUUCACAGCCUGUUCCCGAUCUUUGGCUGGAGGCUAAAAAGAUGGCUGAGGAGAAUUCACGGAUAUUUGCUGGAAAACAGAUACAUCCCUUUUUCUGCUCCAGGAAGGCGGGAAAGAAAGACUUGGAGAUAAUUGAGUUGGAGAAUAUAGAGUGCUUGAAUAAAGGGAAGGAGAGAAAUGCUGAGAUUGGUCCUAUUCAUGUGUUUGAAAGUGUUAAGGAGGAUUUAGAUUCUAUUGAUUGGAGUAAUUGGACCUUUGAUGACGGGAUCUUCAGCAAGACAACUUGUAUUCAAGGAAGGGAAAUCUCUUCCUCUAAUGACACUGUUGGCUCCUUAAAUUACGAUAAUAAUAACGGUUCAAAUCCUCCCACAACAUCACUACUUCUGAAGGAUGAUUCAUUAGCCCAACUUCGUGGUACCAAUGAAAACUCUUUUUUAUUAUCAAGGUCCAUUUCUCCUAUUAUUGUUGAUGAAGAAGUGGAACCAUAUGGCCCGUUGAAGAACUUUAAAAAUGACUUUGAAUUGAGCAAAGCUUAUAUCCAUGGCGAUGUCGGUUAUGUCAGCUCACAUUUUGAGCAGCAAAAUUCUCCACAGGACAGAAUUAUGUCAUACUAUCGUAGUCGUGGUAAUUGCCCAGAGAAUAGCUUGUGGACAAACAAAUAUCAUCCAGAAAAGGCAUUGGAGGUUUGUGGUAAUAGUGAGGCUGUGAAGUUCAUAAAUGACUGGCUACGCCUUUGGCAUUCAACAGAUUUUCGUUUCAGCAAGAGUUCUUAUUCUACUGACAAGAGUUUGAUGAAAGAUGAUUCAUAUGAUACAUAUGACAGCGAUUCGGAUGCUGAAAAUGCAGAGGCAUCUGGCUUGAAAAACGUUCUUUUGGUAACAGGACCUGUUGGGAGUGGAAAAUCGGCUGCCAUUUAUGCUUGUGCAAAAGAGCAAGGCUUCCAAGUCAUUGAGGUUAAUGCAUCAGACUGGAGAAAUGGAGCUCUUCUCAAGCAAAAAUUUGGAGAGGCUGUAGAAUCGCAUUGGAUCAAGCGGUCCAAAGAAAGUCCUAUAAGUAAGCUCAAAAUAAAGUCUUCACCUGUACCCACAAAUGAAGCAUUACCACAAGAUCUGAACAAUGACGUAGUUGAAGUGAUAUCUCUAUUAGAAGAGGAAGAAUAUGUGGGUGAUGUUGGAGGUCAAAAACUCGGUAGUGGUAGACUUUCUUGUGAUAAAGGUGACAUCAAAACCUUAAUACUUUUCGAGGAUGUGGAUGUUACUUUAUGCGAUGAUCGUGGCUUUAUUUCCACCAUACAACAACUUGCUAGUACAGGAAAGCGGCCCAUGAUAUUGACGAGUAAUAAUGAAAGCCCACUGCUGCCAGACAAUUUGGAAAGAGAAGAAGUGUGUUUCACAAUGCCAUCAUUAAAGGAGCUUGCCCACCAUAUCCACCUGGUUUCUUCUGCUGAAGAAGCCAACAUACAGCCUGACCUUAUUGAGAGAUGUGUUGAAUUUUGCGGAGGGGACAUCCGUAAGACUUUGCUGCAUCUUCAAUUUUGGUGCCAGAGUAAAGAAUGCAAUAAAAAUGGACAAAUGCGAAGCAUAUCUCCGAUGUUCAAUCUUGAAGCUGGGCACUGUAUAUUGCCUAAACUGAUCCCUUGGGAGUUACCCUCUUUACUGUCUGAAUUUGUUGAAGCAGAAGUUGCCAAAUUUUUCAGCAGAAUGGAAGAAAAUUAUAGCCUCUUAGGAGUGAUUGAGGAAGAAGAGGUAGGGAAUCCCAGUAUACAGAAUAAACUAGAUUAUAUAGGUGAAACAACUAGCAUUGAGGCAAAGAAGGAAGCAAUUUUAAAAGGAAACUGCUAUAUGCAUGUAGACAAUGAUGUAAUACCAGGAAGCAAUGCGUGUGAGUUCUCUAAUUCUUCAGGCUCUCCAGUAGCAUUUGUUCGUCGUAAUACCCGCAGAAAAUCAGACACCAUGCUUUCAGAUUCUGAAGAUGAGAUCUGUAAUCAUGGGAAUCCUGCUGUUGCAUAUGGUUUGUCCAGUGAUAAUAAUACUCUUUUUCCUGGUGUUCGUUCUGACUUUCCAGUCCUUAAUUUGGCAUCAGAGGGUAUAUCAAAUGGGUUUGGUGAACAAUUACUUCAUCCUGAAGCAACAGACUCACAAGCAGCCCGGCAUCAGUCUGCAAAAACAGCACACAGUAACCACAUCAACUUUAUUGCUGCGGGAAACCCAUGUAAUCAAUUAAUUGACCCUUUUGUACUCACCACAGAGGCAAAGCAUCAGCAUCUAGAUUUUGUACUUGCAAGCUGCAGUAGUUUUGGGCAAGCCAAUGGCUCUUUGAACCUGUUGAAUGAAAACCUGCCAGUACAUACUGGAGAUGGAAAUAUGAUAAUGGACAUGAACCAAUUCCCAGCUGUAGAUGAUGAGAAGUUUCUUUCUUUGUCCAACUCUAGAAAACAGUCAGUUGAUGAACCCGUUCAUUUUGGAGAGGUAAAUGGAGACGAAAUAGCCAAAUUAGGGACGGGACAUGCAGCAGAUCUGUGUUUAAACCCAUUCAGAAAGCAGGUACAGCAAUGUGAAGGGACAAGUAUUCCAGUAAAGAGAUGCCUGUUUCCACAAUCAGCACAUGCUGAUUCCGUUCAUGGUUCACUAGGAACUCCAAGUAAUCAAUCUACUGGCCAACUCAUUCAAUGCACAGAGGCUAGCAUGGUAGGACCUCAUCAUUGGCAUCUUCAGAUGGGAACUUUAAAUCAUGAUAGUCAGGUAGCUGAUGCCGCCUCUUUGAACCCAGUGUUGGACCAGUUACUUUGCUGUAGUCAUGCAAAUAUAGACAACAGUGAGCAGCAACUUCCAGAAACAGAAAAUUCCAAUCCUCUCUGCUAUACAGCACUGGGUGACUCUUUAAACUCUUUAAAUGACAAGCUUUUUCAUUUUGUCGAGGCUAAGGAAAAGGAAAUUGAGCACGAACAACCACAGGCAGGUGAUAGAAAUCAUGGCAGCUGUGUAGCUGCAGACGGUCCCUUGCUACAACUGAGCGACCAAAAUUCUGGAAUAGUAAAACCAGAGAAAAUCCAGCAGCAACAUGCACAAAUUGCUGACCUCAGUCCUGCUAAAUGUUUACAACUAGAUGGUUCUUUGAAACGAAUGAGUGAACAAUUAGAUGAUGAACAAGAAAAGGCAGAAAAUGUCCAACAUCAUUUACCUGAUACGGCUAUCGUGGAUGUGAUGAGUUGGCCAGCAGUCAACAAUUGUAUGAACCCAUUAGAUGGGAGAAUACAAAAUUUUUUUGAGAAAAAAGCAGAGGAGCUCCAGUGCCAAUAUUCUGAUGCCACAAAUGUUAAUAAUGUGAUUGAUCCGUGCCAAUCAAUUGACAUGUCCUACGUACCAGAGUCAACGUUUGUUCCAGAGACUGAAAUCAAUGAUGGAACAGAGUGUCUGUCAGGAGCAGAUGUGAUGGAAAUUGUGUCUCCAGUUGCAACUAACAAUGUUCACUCAUCUAUCCUUGGGCAUCAAGCUUCUGAGUAUAAGCUCUGUGGUAUAGACUUAAAUAUGAAUGCGGGGGAUGAGGAGAUGGGAGAUACUCAUAGUGAAAAUGAUCAUAUUGAGGCCAGCACGUCUGGGUGUCCGGUGAUGGAUGAGUGCAGUCGUAUGGAUUUUUGCAAGAGAUCCAGGAUCGUUAGGAGCUCUGCAUUGGAAGUAAUAAGUUCUGUACAGAAAAGGUGGAACGAACUUCGGCAGAGAGGUAUGGGGCAGUACUCUAUCUCUGAACAUCAAAACGCUUUUGAAGUUGUGGACCUGUGUUAUAGAAUGAGCAAUUUAAUUUCAGAGGGUGAUAUUUUACUUCGCGAUCGUGAAUUCCUAAUAAAUGAUUUAUCAGGUCAGGAGACAGGUCUUAGUCAGGAUACUUAUACCUUUGACUGGCAUGAUCUUGCUCAGGUGGCAUAUUCAUUUGCAGAAUAUGGCUAUUUCUUGUAUGCGAAAGAUAUUGAUGCUUUACAAUCAAAGAUGGGUCCAGCCAACAAGCUGAAUCUGGGUUGGGAGAUGCUUCUGUCAACUAGUAAUUCAAUGGCGUUAGGAAAACUACUCCGCCUAAAUAGGAGUCAAUUUUCAUUGGCUGAUAUGAGCAUAAAGCAGGCAGUAACGAAAGUUUAUGCUUCACUCACAAGAGAAAAGAAGAUGUGCUUACAGCAUAUUGUUCAGUCAGUAGUUCCUUUGAGAUCUUACUUGACAGUGAGAGGAAAUGCACUCCAUGAAUAUCUUUCUUCUUUGGCUCACAUUUCGAGAUUAGAGGAUUCCCGUUUGGCUGAAUCUGCUGCGAAGACAAAACGAAGAAGGGUGCGUGUGGCUAAGAAUUAUUUAAGUAGUGGCGGGCUAGAUUUGUCGCAGGACGAUAUCUCAAAGCUGAAUGAGUAUGAUCUAUAUCGAAGUGAUUUAUCUAAAUCGACAAAGUGAAAUUCUAGGUAGAAAACAUCAGUAUAUGAUUGGUAUUUAAGGUAAUUGCUAAUUAUUCUUUCACAAGAUAGCUAUUGUAGAUAAAAUAAGCUUGAUGCCGAUCCUUUAAUUUUGUUUCUAUAAAGUUCGAGGUCUAACUUGUUGUAAAUGUUCUUUAUUAAUCAUAGUAUUUAAUUACAGUA
Molecule: messenger RNA, 5579 nt
Organism: Beta vulgaris subsp. vulgaris (sugar beet)
Lineage: Eukaryota; Viridiplantae; Streptophyta; Magnoliopsida; Caryophyllales; Amaranthaceae
Exons: 17
Coding region: 346-5397 (1683 amino acids)
Biological process (GO): DNA damage checkpoint signaling; mitotic DNA replication checkpoint signaling; DNA repair
Molecular function (GO): ATP hydrolysis activity; chromatin binding
Source: RefSeq, a predicted model, not a curated record